GACAGACGCAUGCGUCGUCGCUCGACGACUCGCUGCAAUUUUGGAAUCUUGUCAACAAACAUCUCACUGCGCCCUUAACCCGUAAGCUGGACUGGCAUCUCACACCUCCGCCACUGCACUUUUCCUCGAGCGGAGGCGCGGGCAGUCUCGUGUUUGCCCACGUUGAUACGAGUCUGAUCGAGAGAUUUAUCGAUGCCCCGCGAAAUAUGCACACGCCCGCGCGAAAGAGAUGAACGUUGUGUUCAAAGUGUCGUCGUCGCGUACAGUGGAUACAUUCCCGUGCAAAGUGAUCUUUUUUUUCUAAGAUCGCGAUAUCGAGAGUAUCUGUGGUUUUGAAAGUUCGUUUAAAAAGAAAAAGUGUCUGCAUAAAUUUAAAUUGCAACAAUUGUACAGAUUUGGCGGGGGGGAAUUUGAAUUUUUGAUGAGCUGAGAACACACGCGUCCACACAGAAUGGAUGAGAUAGAGGCUGAAACCGAUGAAUCGAUCGCUGCAACGUUCUCGAGAAGUAUUGGCUUCCAACGAAUCGACAUCGUCCUCACUUACCCUCAAAAGAUCUAUUACAGCGGGCACCAGAUCUCAGGAAACGUUCACUUGGAUCUGGACCAGCCAACAAGUGCUCUAGGAAUCAGGCUCAAGUGCAAGGGAGAGACUCAGGUGUACUUCACCGAUCGAUCGGCAGGAAUCCGGCGUAAGUUUUCGGCGUUCGAGAAUUAUCUUCACGUGGAGACGUAUCUCGUCGGCGAUGGCAAAGAAAAGUCUGUGAUAACCGGAGGCGUCUACCCGUUUAGCCUAACGCUUCCGGAGAACUUGCCGUGCAGCUUCGAGGGUCGAUAUGGACGAGUACGGUACUCGAUUAGGGCAUUGUUGGACGUAACGACCAUUUAUCGGUUUUCCACCAAUAUUAUUCCAUUCACGGUGGCUCCCAUUCUUGACCUUAAUCGAGAUCCUCUCGCUCCCUUGCCAAUAAGUGUCAAACAGUCCAAGAUGUACAUCGGCCAAACGGAACCGCUCAGCAUGUCCAUGGAACUUCCGGUUCACGGUUACGUCCCUGGGCAAACUAUACCGAUUAAGAUAGUCAUGACGAAUCCCACCACCGUUGUGGUCACGAAAAUCAGAGUCGUUUGUAAAAAAGUGGUGACUUAUCAUUCGACGGAAAAGUCGCGUAAGCACAAAGAAAUCGUAGUGGAAGUAGAACAGCCCGUUAACAAAGACACCGACACGUACGACGUCACGUUUGACGUACCUGCAGUACCACCCACCGGGAUGAUCCACUGCAACAUCAUCGACGUUCUAUAUACGCUUAAAGUCGAGGCCUGCGUAGACGUGAGCGAGUGGUACUACAGAAUGUUUCAGAAGAACUUGAAAUUGCGAAAUAUAGUAGUCGGCACGGUACCACUUCAAAAUUACGAGACCCCGCAAAAAACAGUUGACGUGACGGAAGCUUUUUCAUUUUAUCCACCGUGUGCUAUGGCCAGAAAAGAAUACGCCAACGACACGCCGCCGUUGAAAAACCGAGAGAGAGAGGAAACUGCGAAACCAAGUUUGUCUUUGCCGCUCUACGAGAAAAGUCAAAUAUAUCGAUCCUCGAAACCGGACAAGGACGAUCCUACGGGAGACGAUGGCGACAGCGAUGGAGAGGUCAAACCAUACUCGCCUAUGUAUCGCGUGUACACCUUCACAAAAUCGUCCCAAACGGAGGAUCAUUAGACGCGUGUUUAAUUUUUUAAUUAAGAUAGAUAGAGAGAGAGAGAGAGAGAGAGAGAGAGAGAAAGAGAGAGGAGCUGCUUAAUUAUUCAUCAAAGAUUUGAUAUUCGUUAGCGAUGUCCGCAACGGAUUAUAAAAAGAAAAAAGAGAAAAAAAGAAGAAGAAAAUUAUGAAGACCGUCGUUGUAAAUAAAAAGCAAUCGUUCCUUCCAAAUAUUUCACGUCGUAUUUUAACCCAGCGUGCUCAGAAAUGUACGCGUAAAUUUUACGUCCAAUUUCCUGCUCUAUCGAUCGACCGGUUGCCUUCGAUUCCUCCCUUUCGUUUCUUCUUCCGCACACGCGUUAAGGGAAGAGGAAAAAUUAUUAGAACGAAAGAACAAAAAAUAUUCUUGUUCCAUAAAUUGUUAGAACGAGAGAAUGAGUAAGAUAUUGAAAUCCGUUGGGACCAACCCGCGCAGCUAAUUAAAUUAAAUUCGAUAAUCAUGCGGUCAACUCCUGAGGAAAGUUAUUCUAUAAUAAUCGUUCGGACAGUUGGGCACCAUCGAAG
This is a messenger RNA of Frieseomelitta varia, 2251 nucleotides long. Its product is annotated as arrestin domain-containing protein 17-like. Gene Ontology annotation, cellular component: cytoplasm. Gene Ontology annotation, biological process: protein transport. The record is from RefSeq and is a predicted model, not a curated record. Lineage: Eukaryota; Metazoa; Arthropoda; Insecta; Hymenoptera; Apidae.